Paramecium sonneborni is the source of this 880-nucleotide messenger RNA. The record is from the annotation of a GenBank genome assembly. NCBI's taxonomy places the organism in Eukaryota, Ciliophora, Oligohymenophorea, Peniculida, Parameciidae.
AUUCAGUUUAUAAUGUCCACUUUCUAAGAAAGGUUUAAGGGUAAAACAACAGUAAUGGGUAGAAAUGGUUUAGAAUCAGUUCUAAACACUUGUUAAUAACCAAUCAAAAAAGAUUUUGAAUGUAUAAUAUCUCUUAUUUUAGAUUAAAAUAGAUGUCCUCAAAUUCAACAACCUUUGUAAUAAUAAGUUAAUAUUUAACCUGUUUUAACUCAAAUUCAAUACAAUCAUUAAUAACAUCAUUAAACUUUAUAUUAACAUAACCCUUAUAUACCAGAGUAAUAGAUUCAAGAUUCUCUAUAAUAUUUGAGUCAAUAAUAAUAUUUUCAACCUUCAACUAAUUACUAAAUUAGAUAAACAGUCACAGAGCCUCCAAAAAAAAUAGAAUAAAGAUCACAAUCAGCAAAAUAAUAAUAGCAAUCAAUAGAUAAUUCAUAACGGUACAAACCAUACACCAUUAAAGAUUAUGAAAUUAUGAAAAAAACUGCAAAUGCGAAAUUAGGAGGUUUAGGACCUAAUGUUAGUGGAGAUGAAUGGACAAAAGAAAAAGAAAAGGUACUAAAGAGAUAAGAAUUUGCAGAAUAAGUUAGGCAAUUUAAUUCAACUAAUAUUGUAACAACCAAAAAUAAAGAAACUAAACCUCCUGAAAUUAAUGCAAGGUAUUAUUUUAAAUAUAUUAAAUAAAUAAAGACAAAAAGCCAUCGAAUUUGCCAGAAAUAUACCUAAACCUGUUGCCAAAAAAAAGGAUGAUACCACUAUGAAGGCUAUUUCUAAUCAACCUAUAAAUAAUUAAGGAAUCAAUAAGGAUCCUUUUGAUGAUGAAAUAGCUAGACUAGAGAGAGAACAUAUUAAAUAUUUAAACUAAUUGGAUAAAAUGAAAUGA